Molecule: messenger RNA, 2533 nt
Organism: Nymphalis io (European peacock)
Lineage: Eukaryota; Metazoa; Arthropoda; Insecta; Lepidoptera; Nymphalidae
Exons: 6
Coding region: 386-856 (156 amino acids)
Source: RefSeq, a predicted model, not a curated record
GCUAAACAUGUAGACUAUGUUGUAGGAGGUGGAAGCAGAUUUAUUGAGAACAGAUAAAACUGUCUUCUAGAAAAUAUACGAUUGAGUCUGAGAAAAUAAAUCCUGUAAAAUACGUACUUAUUUUACAUAAAAAAAAAACAAAUAUACAAGGCAGAGGACAUUUUUUUAUUCGCUGUUAUAAGGAUGCAGUGUAUAAAGUUUUAAUAAUUCUACAUUAAUAGCCCGUAUAAAGUAACGUGACGUCGAUACCAAAACAGCGAUCAUUGUUUCACACUCACGUAUAAACGCGGCUCUUGAGUUCGUCUUAGCAGUGCCAGUGCGGCGGCGGAACACAGAAAACUACUGAAUUCCCUCAAACUUGAGUCGCUACAAAUAGGUCUAAAUCAUGUAUUGGUUAAAGAACACGUUCGUUUAUUUUCUUUUAAUUUCGAUCGUUGUUACCGGAAAACAUAAAAAAGCAAAGCCGAAGAAAUUUGUCCCUCCGAGUUCGAAGGGUAUCCAGUGCUACAACUGUUUAUCGUUUGAUCAUCCUGGUUGCUGGGAUCCUGACCAUCCCGACUAUGCCAAUAUCACAGUCCCCAACAUUGACUGUUAUAUACCAGGGAUGGCAUUUCUUUGCAUCGUUAUCACUUCAGAAUCUGCUAAGCUUGUGGAAACGGGUCAAGAGAUCGGCCCCGUCCGCGCGCGUACUUGCGUACCCGCCAAAGACUUCUCAAAGAAAACAGUAUCAUAUUCCAUGUGCAGUAAGUUAAGUAAGGAACUCUCAGCCUCCGAAAUAUUCUCACGUAUAGCAGUCACCCGACCGCAGUGUUCGCUUUGCAAAAAACAUUUGUGUACCGACGCCGCACGUUGUUAAAUUAGUUUACAUAAUUAAGGAUAUAUUAUUAAGAAAUAUCGGCUGAGAAUUUAUCUAAGCUCUAAAAUUUUAAUGAUCGUUUGAAUGCAUUUAUAAUACCGCUUAUAUGUAGUAUUUUUAAAUAGUCAAUGAUCAAUUGUCUUCACGACUUUGUAAAACGAGCCUUUUCGGGAAGAAAAACAUAAUAUUAUAAUGAAACUUAUUAUAAAUACGUUUUAAUGCGUUUUAAAUUUAUUUUAUAAAAUCGAUCGAAGAUAUUGAAAGAAACUGCUUGUUUUUAAUGUAGCGAUAAUUAUCGAUCGUUUCCAAAUGUUUAUAAUAUCAAUUUAUUAUUUGGCGCUUGCAAUGUUUCGUAUUUUAGAUUAUAAUACAUGGAAAUAUAUCCUUAUUAUCAAACCUUCAUCCCGUCGGCCGAAUUGUUAUCGUUUGUUUGGUUUUCACGUCUUUGUUAUUGUUCGCGCUUACAUAAUGUGUUUAAUAAACUAAGAAAGCAAUUACCACACGAAAUGCAACGAGUUUAAUGUGUUUUUGAAGUGGAUAUUUGUUGAGUUAACGUUUGUUACUCUCGCCGGAGCAGGAAGUUAUUUAUUUUGAAUUUGUUUUUUUUUUUUUUAAUAAAUCAAUUAUUAUUUAUUAAACAUUUAUUACAAUUACUACAUUUCAUAAUUAUUCUUAAUAUGUGAAAUGGUUACAUGAUUCGACUACUAAAUUUAUAUUAUCAUUUUAAAUUGCGUUACAACUAUCUAAUUUCGAGUUUAGUAGUCAAGGAAAUAAAUUACUAUACAUGUCAGGUUUGAGCAACUCGUUUAGAAACGCGUAAAUUUGAUGAGUUUUAUUAAUUUAAUAAAUGUCACACUAUUACGCUUUUCUAUUAAAUUCUAUCUAUUUAUAUUUAAUCCAUCUCCGCCAAAUCGUUCGAGCGCGAAUCAAGGACAAACAUCCAAGCAAACGCAUAAAUUUUAACAUAUAAUUAUAUAUAAGUUUACAAAUGAAAACUAAAUUAUUUUCAAUUUAUGAUAGCAAUAAUCUUAAAGGUAACAUUAGUUAUAAGUAGGGAGAAAAUAUCAACGUAAUAUAGGGAUUAGAACCAUAACGUAAGUUGUAACUAAAUUUAUAUAAAACUUUUUAUCUAAGUAACGAUUUUAAAGAAAGAGUUAGAACCUCAUUGGUAAACUAAAAAAUAAAUAGACUGAAUUUGAAAAACUAUCGAAAGUUAAUUAUAUAAUAUUAAAUAUAUAUUAUUAUCGACAAUUUAAAAAUAUGUAGCUGUACGAGUGAUGUGUAAUCUUCGAUAUUUAUAUACACAAUAUAUAAAUAUUGAAGAAGUUGUCGGUAUUUAGAUUCAAAUAAAUUAUAUCCAUUCAACUGACAUAAGCUCACGCAUAAAUAUUGUUAAGUAAAUCGAGUGAACGGAAGCUAAAUAGUAUGUUUGGUGUUUAUUAUUACAAAGUAAUCGGAGUGAAAAUUCUCGCUCCCUCUCGCACGCUUCCGAGACGAACCAGAAAACAGAUGCGGCAAAACUUUCCGUCGGAGAACUGUAUAUCUGAUCGUGUAGACGUUUCAAUUGUAUAAAUGUUAACGUCAACGUGUAUGUAACUUUUAUAUAUUUCUUAUUCAUAUAUAUAAUAUAUAAAUAAGAAAUUAUUUUUAUGAAAGUGAAAAAAAAAAUACAUUAUA